GCUCACCCAGAGAUAGAGUGCAAAGUGUAUAAUUUAAGAAGGGGAUCCAGGGUUGGGAGGUGUGUGUGAGUGGGGUAGGGGCACAGAGAGGUGGGCACGUACAUGAGGCCAUUUGUUACGGGCUGUUUGGAAGAAAAAAAGACCGAGAAGUGUACUUUUAUCUGCCAUUGGCCACAGCUAGAUUUAAAGUACCAGGCCUUCAAUUUAGUUUGCACGGAAGUGUAAGCUGGAAAAGGUGAAAGAGGGAGACAGAAGAGAGACCUUGUAAGCUCUAGAAAUCCUAAGAGAUGCCAUUAAAGGUGUGAACGUGAUUAAUGGAAAAUAGAAGCCUGGGAGGAAGCUUUGUGUCAUGUAUCCACACCAUCACUUCCUCCCCAUUUAGGUCUGUGAGUGGAAGACCAUAGGUACCAACUAUUUCUGGUAGGGAGUAAUUUUGACUCUUUAUGAAAUGACAUGGGGGAACUUGAAGCACUUCAAGAGGUGGAGUUAAGACUGUGUGAAAGGCAGUGAGGUAAAGAAGAAAGAACAAGGGCUUUGGAGGCAUAAAUAGUUGGGCUCAAAUCCCCAAACCUCCCUUGCCUCAUGUGGGUAAAGUCAUUUCACCAGUCUGAGCCUUAGCUUCCCCACGGUCAACAUGGAGCUCAUACCCGUCUGCUGCAGUUGGUGUGGAAGGCUAAAGAUCUUUAAAACGCUUGCUACCUAGAAGGUGCUCUGUAAAUGUUAGCUUCGUGCUGGGAUGGUUGAGUCUGGGGAUGAGCCUGGAUUAGAUGAUUAUCAGAGGCUCCGGCUUUGUUUUAGAAGUCUGUCUUUAGCUGGCGUUUUAAAUGAGGCUGAUCACGUAAAACAGUUGGGCAAAGGUGGGGGGUGUCUUGUUCCUGCCUUCUGUCUCUCAGAUCUCACCUCUACCUCUGCCCUGCAGUCGUGGGGAAUUCCUUUGAUUAUAAUAUGAAAACUACUCCUUUUGCAGAAGGAGAGUGGGUUCCACAGGGCUGUGUGACGUCCUGAGAACCACUGCUACCCGUGGUGGCAGAGCUGGAACAAAACCCCAGGCUUAAAUCCACCCGUGGGCUGCGAAUGCCACUCUCUGACUUCCAAACCGAUUGCAUGUACGCUGCUCACUUGUUUGCCAGGUGUAGGAUGGGACACAGACCAGGGGAGAGUGGCGGAAAUGGCCCGCUAGAUUGGAAGAACACGAACUAUUGAAGAGUGUGGUGCGGAGGGCUUGCGUGUCUGAUGACACGUAUACAAGUAGCUCUGCAGUGUCUCUCUCCCCCAGGACACCCAGACCUCUCCAGCCCCCGGCACCCAAUGACCUCCCUCCCCGUGGCCACAUGCCUUUGGGUUUGCUGCUGUCAGUAGGGUAUAAGUAACAUUCCCACAGUGAGCGGAUACUGAGUCUGUGCUGUGAAGAGCUUCUUGCUGCUUUGAAAAUUGCUCAGACACUGCAGUAUUCGGUCAGGGGCUUCAGCUUGGAACCAGUGAUUCAGGGUAAAGGCUCCUUGAUAUUUUUGAAGUUAAGAAUAUGUGUGUCGCAAUCUGUUCUUCAACAAGACCUACUAGUUAGUAAAGGAAGAUUUAGAGAUCUUUCAGUCCUAUACAGGGAUAGAACCUCCUGUCUUGUUGACAUGGGGGACACGGUGGUGAGAACGUAUGAGGCUAGGACCUGCAAUGUGCAGGGUGAGUAGAGAUGGGAAGAGUGGCAGGGUCAGGUCUGGGAACUGGGAUUGGUCAUCUGGGUUGGAGGAUGAUCAUUGUUUACAUGGUGGGUUUGCUUUCUCAUCACUGCUGGAGGCUGCUCACGCCAAAGAAUUCUCCUUUGAGAAACUUAAAAUCCUCAGCGUGUACUCCCUAAACUUAAGGGGUUCGACAUAAUAGCACCAGGUACCUUACAGGGGAGGAAAGGAUGGCAUCCAUUGGUCAUAGACUGCUGCUGGGUAAUAAAGUUUUUUGUUUUUAAUUUUAUUUUUUUAUUUUUAAAGAUUUUAUUUCUUUAUUUGACAGAGACACAGCGAGAGAGGGAACAUAAGCAGGGGGAGCGGGAAAGGGAGAAGCAGGCUUCCCGCUGAGCAGGGAGCCCGAUGGCGGGGCUCGAUCCCAGAACCCUGGGAACAUGACCUGAGCUGAAGGCAGACACUCAAUGACUGAGCCACCCAGGCGCCCUGUAAUAAAGUUUCAAAACGAGUUUGUUCUUUUUUUUAUUAUAAAAGCCUUACAUGGCUCAUUAGAGAAAGCUAGAAAAUAAGGCAAACGUAUCCUUCCACCCCCAAUUGCUAACAUCUAGAUUCUAAAACAUUUCUUUCUCCCCACCCCUUGCACUUCUGACAAUGCCAUGUACUUCACAAUGUCAGAUGAAACUUGCCAACUGGUUGCCUCAUCCCCAGCUCACGAAGUGCACUCUAAUCUUAGCAUCUUAGAAUCGUUACAUAGAAGUGGUAUGGGGCUAGGCGAUCUCUCAGAUUACUCCCAGCCUAUCUUAUUUUAUCUUGUCUGUCUUAUCCUACAAUGCCUUGCUUCAAAGCCACCUGUGAAGCCAUCCUCGACAAAGUGGAAAGCGAUUCCUAGAAUUUUUUGUAUCACUCAUGUCAUGCGGCAUGUAUGACUUGCAUUAUAGUUAUUGUUUAGGUUUUCCUUGAGUGAUCUGAUGGGGGAUUUUGAGGCUGCAAGGCAAGGAUAAUGACUUACUCAUUUUUGUAUUAUUCCCUAGCACCCAGCUGUUGAGUAUGACUGAAGGUAGAAGUUUAAUAACUAGAUGAGUUGCCUGAGUCAAGAUGAAAAGCAAUCCAGGAUGGAGUGGGAUUUGAGCUUAAUCUCAAGGUUAAGCUUAGAAAGAGGACAAGGGAUCAGGAAAGCACAUGGGAGAUGAAGAGCAAGGUGGGAGCAACGGAGCUCUUCCUCAGGUUUCUUGAGAGCAUACUUUGGCAGCUGGGACCAACCCUGGUUGGGUUGUGGCCUCCCUGUUCCAUUUUCCUGUCAUUUUCAACUUUGUUGAAAAGUCUAAAGGGGAACUAAAUCUCUUCCUGUACUGGUAAAGUAAGGUGAGGGUGAGGCAUAUUUCUAGUGACUUCUCAACUAACCUCUCCAUUAACCCCUUAUGCUGACUCCCACAGUUCGUUUUAGUGGAGGGACUAACGAGGCUUCUUUUCGAAUCUGGCCCCCUUUAUUCUGGUCUCUCUCCUAGUUUCAAGGAGCUGCUCAUGCUCACUGUGGGGAGGUACAUGUACUGCUCUGCAGAGAAUAUUCUCGGAUGGUCCCUUGAGGUGUCGUGUAAGCUGAAAUCUGAACAAGGUGCCAGCCAAGAGUGCUUGGAUAGGAGGAACAGCAGGUGCUAAGUUGAGAGUGCUAAGAGCUUGAGGUUUUUAGGAACCACUAGAAGAUAGGUGGCUGAAGCCUCAUGAGCCGGAGCCGGAUCACGCAGGGCCUUGUUGCCAUUGUAGGGAUUGGAAUCUGUUCUUGGCACAGUGGGGAGCAGUUUGAGGGUUGGAAGCUGUCGAGGGCUUUAGUCUGUCAGGGGGCAAAGGUGGAAACAGACCGCUGCAUUCCGAGGCUGUUGCGGUCAUCUAGGCAGGGCAUGGUGGUGACAUGAGUGACUUCACAACUGACAGGGUUUGCUGAUGGAGAAGGUUUGAGGCCGAGGUGGUGAGGGGGAGAGGAACCGAGAGCAGCUUCCGUGUGGAUGGCGAACAAUGAGAGAGGAAGAGGUCUGUGGAAAAAUCGAGAUUCUUAUUUUGCCAUGUUUGUCUUACCCGUGAAGCCCUGAAGAGCAGAUGGCAGGUGGGCAGGUGGAUGACAACCCUGGCGUUCAGCAGGGAGGACUGGGCUGGAGCUGGAUGUUUAGGAGUUAUUACCUCAUCGUGAACUCCAGAAGAUGGGAGACGAGAUCCAUGGCCACAGAUGUUUUGGCUUCUGAUGGGAGGGGGAGCCUUUCUUCCACUAUAAAGAGGAAGGAAAGAGAAGACCGCACAGUUGCCGAAAGGCUUUGGCAGCACCUGUUCUAGAGAGAAGCCUGAAGCUUGGGAGUGCACCAUGCCUCAGGUAUCUGUCGCCGCGAUUUACGGAAGGACCGACGACUUGGGAUGGUGACGGUGCGCAGGCCGUGGCCCGCCAUGGCCACAGUGCUGCUGGCCCUGCUCGCCUGCCUGGGGGCGCUGGUCCACGCCUACCCCGCCAAACCCGAGGCCCCCGGCGAAGACGCCUCGCCGGAGGAGCUGAGCCGCUACUACGCGUCGCUGCGCCACUACCUCAACCUGGUCACUCGGCAGCGGUAUGGGAAACGCUACAGCCCGGAAGCGGCCCUCUCGAAACUGCUCUUCCCCGACGGCGAGGACCGCGGGGUCAAGUCACGGCCAGAAGGCGCGUACAUGUGGUGACGACCCCAAGGGUUCCUGGGAGAUAUGCUAACUACACCGACCUCAUUUGCAUGGUUGCUCCUGACCCCGGAACCUGGGUUCCUCUCCCUGCCUGCUGCGCCUGGGGGGUGGGUGCGGGAUGGG
This is a messenger RNA of Mirounga angustirostris (Northern elephant seal), 4490 nucleotides long. RefSeq names its product peptide YY (gene PYY). The transcript is spliced from 5 exons. The record is from RefSeq and is a predicted model, not a curated record. NCBI's taxonomy places the organism in Eukaryota, Metazoa, Chordata, Mammalia, Carnivora, Phocidae. Gene Ontology annotation, biological process: neuropeptide signaling pathway; feeding behavior. The coding region runs from base 4074 to 4367 and encodes 97 amino acids. Gene Ontology annotation, molecular function: neuropeptide Y receptor binding; neuropeptide hormone activity. Gene Ontology annotation, cellular component: extracellular region.